GUCAACUUGAUUUCUCAGAUUUGUUCUUCACCGAGUCACACUCACUCACUUACUCACUACCUCACUUACUCACUACCUCACUUAACUCAGCUUCGAAGAUGCGUGAGAUCUUGCACAUCCAGGGAGGCCAAUGCGGGAACCAGAUCGGAGCAAAGUUCUGGGAAGUGGUGUGCGCUGAGCACGGGAUCGACGCCACCGGGAGGUACCAAGGCGACAACGAGUUGCAACUCGAACGAGUCAAUGUCUACUACAACGAAGCGAGUUGCGGGAGGUUCGUUCCACGCGCGGUGCUCAUGGAUCUGGAGCCAGGGACGAUGGACAGCGUCAGAUCCGGGCCGUACGGGCAGAUUUUCAGGCCUGAUAACUUCGUUUUCGGGCAGUCCGGGGCAGGGAACAACUGGGCGAAAGGACACUACACAGAAGGAGCUGAGUUGAUCGAUUCGGUUCUCGAUGUGGUGAGGAAGGAAGCUGAGAACUGUGACUGCCUUCAAGGGUUUCAAGUGUGCCACUCAUUGGGUGGAGGAACCGGUUCAGGAAUGGGAACACUUCUUAUUUCUAAGAUCAGGGAAGAGUACCCUGAUCGAAUGAUGCUUACUUUCUCUGUUUUCCCAUCCCCUAAGGUUUCAGACACUGUUGUGGAGCCUUACAAUGCUACUCUCUCCGUUCACCAACUUGUUGAAAAUGCCGAUGAGUGCAUGGUUCUGGACAAUGAAGCUCUUUAUGACAUCUGCUUCCGCACUUUGAAGCUCACUACUCCCAGCUUUGGAGACUUGAAUCAUCUAAUUUCUGCUACCAUGAGUGGAGUAACUUGCUGUCUUCGAUUCCCUGGUCAACUCAAUUCAGAUCUUCGCAAACUGGCCGUGAAUCUCAUUCCUUUCCCUCGAUUGCAUUUCUUCAUGGUUGGCUUUGCCCCACUCACAUCUCGUGGGUCACAGCAGUAUAGAGCGCUCACUGUACCUGAGUUGACACAACAGAUGUGGGAUGCCAAGAACAUGAUGUGUGCUGCUGAUCCCCGUCAUGGUCGCUACUUGACUGCAUCUGCGAUGUUCCGUGGUAAGAUGAGCACGAAAGAGGUUGAUGAGCAGAUGCUCAAUGUCCAGAACAAGAACUCAUCAUACUUUGUUGAGUGGAUCCCCAACAAUGUCAAAUCCACAGUGUGUGACAUUCCACCAUCUGGUUUGAAAAUGGCGUCAACAUUUAUUGGCAACUCCACCUCCAUUCAAGAAAUGUUUAGGAGGGUGAGUGAGCAGUUCACAGCCAUGUUCCGCAGAAAGGCUUUCUUGCAUUGGUACACUGGUGAAGGUAUGGAUGAGAUGGAGUUUACAGAAGCUGAGAGCAAUAUGAAUGAUCUUGUAGCUGAGUACCAGCAAUACCAAGAUGCCACUGCCGAUGACGAAGAUUAUGAAGAGUAUGAAGAUGAGGAAGUUCAGGAAGAGGCUUAAGUGGUAGUGUAAUUGAACUGUGUGUUGUUCUGUGUGCUGUGGGAUUUGAUGUUUUUCCUUUUUCCCCUUUCUGCCUGGAAAGGGAGUUGACUUGUUCUAUUAUAUCCUUAUGGGUACUGUAGUGGUAGACUUGUAGUAUUAUUUCCUUUCUGAUUAUGUUUAACUCUUUCUAAACUGAUUGAUUGAAGCCUAGGUGGGUUAUGUGUUGCA
This is a messenger RNA of Arachis stenosperma, 1652 nucleotides long. Its product is annotated as tubulin beta-1 chain-like. The record is from RefSeq and is a predicted model, not a curated record. The coding region runs from base 99 to 1442 and encodes 447 amino acids. The transcript has 3 exons. Lineage: Eukaryota; Viridiplantae; Streptophyta; Magnoliopsida; Fabales; Fabaceae. Gene Ontology annotation, cellular component: microtubule; cytoplasm. Gene Ontology annotation, molecular function: GTP binding; structural constituent of cytoskeleton; GTPase activity. Gene Ontology annotation, biological process: mitotic cell cycle; microtubule cytoskeleton organization.